This is a messenger RNA of Moneuplotes crassus, 1099 nucleotides long. The record is from the annotation of a GenBank genome assembly. NCBI's taxonomy places the organism in Eukaryota, Ciliophora, Spirotrichea, Euplotida, Euplotidae.
UUCUAAUAUAAAAUAAGUAUGAACUUUUUUAUGCAAAAGGACCCUAUCCAGGAGCACAUUGACUCAAUUCUAAGUCAAUGUGAUUAUGGUGUUCAAAGAGCAAACGUAGCAACCCAAUGUAAAAACUUUUUACAACAGUAUCCUCAAUUCGAGAUGACUGCUAAUCAAUUUACUUAUGCUGGUAUGUCAGGAGGUACUCCGCUUGUAUAUUUGAAGGGUGCUAUGAUUCUAACAAUUGAUAACACUCAGCAUGAAGUGCCAAUGCAUUUUGUGCUUCCUUCAGGUUUUCCCAGUAUUGCUCCAAAAGCAUUCCUUACUAACCAAGUUGAUGAAGAAAUUAUAAAAGAUAAUCCUUAUGUACUGAAAAACAUGGAGAUUUUAAAUCAGUAUAUGAAUAAUUGGAAGAGUAACCACCCUAGUUAUACGUUAAAUAUCACUUACUACUACAUCUACCAGUCAUUCAUGCUCUGUCCGCCUCUGAAUUCAUCAAUUACACAUGCCAAUAGCAAUCUUGAAGAGGAAAAGAAGGUUGAGGAGCCUCCUAGGCAACACCAAGCCAAUGGAGGUGAUGGAGAAGAAGGAGACAAAGAGUUCAAAAAGAUCCUUCUUCUGUCUAAAAUCCAAGAGAAGAUUGACAAAAUGAGCAAAUUAGUUAAGAAAUUCUCUGUUAUUAGCGUCACACUUAGCCAAAAUGCCGACAUAAUAGCUGCUGCUAGUGAUAAGGUGUGUACCAAAAAUGCUCUCCUCGAAUCAUGGAUCAAUAUUGAUCUUGAUGAGCUCUCUCAGUUCAUUGAAAAUAAUCAAGGGAAGGAUAUAAACGAUAUUGAUGAAAUUGUGAAACCAGAAGACGAUGUCUCCAAAAGUAUGCUCGAACUUCUUGCUGAUGAGACAGCCUGAGAAGAAGCAAUGGAAGUUGUUAGAUCAAAAUUUAGGAAAAAGAAAAUAACAAUUGAUGAGUACCUCGAAUCAGUCAGGACACUAGCUAAUCACCAGUUUAUGAGCAUGUCUAAGAGGAGGAAAAUAAUGAGCACGGUCUCUGCACUGAAGAGAUAAUCCAAAAUGGUUUACAAAAAUAACAGAUUCCUUCUUUAUGUGAUGC